Panthera uncia (snow leopard) is the source of this 996-nucleotide messenger RNA. Its product is annotated as translation initiation factor IF-2-like. The transcript is spliced from 4 exons. Bases 1 to 996 code for a protein of 331 amino acids. Lineage: Eukaryota; Metazoa; Chordata; Mammalia; Carnivora; Felidae. The record is from RefSeq and is a predicted model, not a curated record.
AUGUCGUUAGCUCCUUGCCAAGCUUUCCACGGGAAAUUCGCUCUGGCCGCUGCCCGGAGCGCACGGCCGCCGCGCGGGGCCUGGAGGACCCGCCCAGGCCGCUCUCAUAGGAGGGCGCGGGGCGGGCCUGGCCGGGGGCGGUGCCGCGCGCCCCGCUCGCCUAUAAGGAGCGGCCGGCCAGGGUGCGGAUCCCAGCGCCGGCGGCCGAGGUGCAGCGGCCGUGCGCCCGGCUCGCCGCCUGCUGUUGCAGCGGGGCUCGGCUUUGCGCCUUUAAGGAGGGGGAGCGGAGGGCGAGGCGGGCGAGGCGGGCGAGGCGGGCGCGCACAGCGAGCGGCAGGUGCGGGCCCCGCAGCUCCAGCCGCAGCUCCAAGGCAGACCCCGCUGUGCUUUCGGUGGUGCUUCUGGACACGGGAUGAAGUGAAGCGGCGGGUGGCUCUCCUGGGGGGGGGGGGAGGGGGCCAGGCGGCGCGCAGGAGAGAGGACGACAGGAGUGAGAGAGAGAAAGAGAGAGAAGGCGCAGCGGCAGCCGCGGCCGGCGCCUGCGAAUUUGGGAUCCGACUGGGAGGGACUGCUUCCUCGGGGGAAAUGGAUUCUGUACCACGGCUGACCAGCGUUCUCACUUUGCUGCUCUCCGGCUUGUGGCAUGUAGGAUUCACAGCGACAAAUUACAAUUGUGAUGACCCAUUAGCAUCCCUGCUCUCUCCAAUGGCUUUUUCCAGUUCUUCAGACCUUGCUGGUACUCACAGCCCAGCUCAACUCAACCGAAGAGUUGGAACUGGUGGUUGGUCCCCAGCAGAUUCCAAUGCUCAACAGUGGCUCCAGAUGGACCUGGGAAACAGAGUGGAGAUUACAGCAGUGGCCACGCAGGGCAGAUAUGGAAGCUCUGACUGGGUGACGAGUUACAGCCUGAUGUUCAGUGACACAGGACGCAACUGGAAACAGUACAAGCAAGAAGACAGCAUCUGGGUAGGACAUCUUUUCUCUUCUGGUGAAUAA